Molecule: messenger RNA, 2211 nt
Organism: Dendroctonus ponderosae (mountain pine beetle)
Lineage: Eukaryota; Metazoa; Arthropoda; Insecta; Coleoptera; Curculionidae
Product: polypeptide N-acetylgalactosaminyltransferase 35A
Exons: 9
Coding region: 153-1994 (613 amino acids)
Biological process (GO): regulation of Notch signaling pathway
Cellular component (GO): Golgi apparatus
Molecular function (GO): Notch binding
Source: RefSeq, a predicted model, not a curated record
GGACGCCCUCGUAGCAAAUGUCAGUUCGAAGUCUUUGGACUUCGCAACAUAACUUAACCUAAAGUGCCUUCUUCUUCUUCUGCCUAAAGUAUAAACAUAAACAGUAAAUAAAAGUAUUAAUAUAUUUAACGAAAAUGUAGGACAUUCUUUGUAUGUCACAGUUCGCGAUGGUUAGCAUAAACAGGUCGUUUCUAUUCGGAAUCGGUUUUGCCUCGCUAACUUGGGUAAUCUCUCUAUAUUUGUACCUGCAGCUCACUAAAAGUGCUGAAAAUGUCCCCCAAAAAGCAAUAUCAAGUGACUUAACGAAUCUCAAAAAUGGAACUUCCAACUUCAAGAAACCUUACACAAGAAGCCAAUUUAAUUCCAAUGACCUGCUGGAGAAACUCAUGCCAGUUGACCGAAGUGAUCGCAAUUCCAGCAGUGCAUUGGAGCAAGAGCUGUUUGAUUUGGGAUUAGUCAGGAACAGCCAGGAGCAAGAAUGGCGAGAUGAAGGCUUCAAGAAUCACGCCUUUAAUGUGCUUAUAAGCAAGAAACUUAGCUAUUUCCGGGAUAUUCCUGACACCAGAAACGCUCUAUGCAAGAACUUGACUUAUCCAACGGAUCUUCCUAAAGCCAGCAUCAUCAUUUGCUUCUACAACGAAGAAAAGCACACUCUUCUCAGAUCGAUUGCCUCAAUUUCAAGUAGAACGCCUGAGAAUCUCCUAUAUGAAAUUGUGCUGGUAGAUGAUUACAGUGAUAAUGAAGAUCUGCAGGGUCUUCAGCAAUACCUAAAAAGCAGCAGUUUUAUCACGGUUAAGCUUUUUAGAACUGAGAAAAGAGAAGGCCUCAUUCGAGCUAGAAUUUUUGGAGCCAGGCAAGCAAAAGGAGAGGUUUUGAUAUACCUGGAUAGCCAUAUAGAGGUAAACCAAGGCUGGAUUCAACCGCUUCUAGCGGCUAUAAAAAAGGAUAAGACAAACGUAGUGAUGCCCAUCAUUGAUAUAAUCAAUCCGGAUACUUUUGUGUACAGUUCCAGCCCUCUGGUUAGGGGUGGGUUCAACUGGGGGCUGCAUUUUAAAUGGGAUAAUUUACCUAAAGGCACUUUGGACAAACCCGAGGACUUUGUCAAGCCUAUCAAAUCCCCAACAAUGGCAGGCGGUUUGUUCGCAAUUGAUCGCCAAUAUUUCAUUGAUCUGGGCGAGUAUGACUCUGGAAUGAAUAUAUGGGGUGGCGAGAAUCUGGAAAUCUCAUUUAGAAUCUGGAUGUGCGGCGGCUCGUUGCACUUGAUUCCUUGCAGCAGAGUAGGGCACAUUUUUAGGCACAGGCGUCCGUAUGCAGCUCCUGAUGGGCAGGAUACUAUGCUAUAUAAUUCCCUCAGGGUGGCUAACGUGUGGAUGGACGAAUAUAAGCAAUACUUCCUAAGUCAAAACAAGCAAGCGGCGGGUAUAGACUUCGGAAAUGUUUCCUCCAGAAUCCAGUUGCGCAAGGAGUUAAAAUGCCACGAUUUCGACUGGUACAUAAAAAACGUCUACCCAGAGCUAUCGUUGCCAUCCGAUGAUCAGGAGCGGCUCAGACGAAAAUGGUCGGCUUUGGAGCACGAUAAGUUCCAGCCCUGGCAUUCAAGGAAGCGCAACUAUAUUGCGGAAUUCCAAAUCAAGCUCUCUAACACCUCUCUAUGCAUUCAAACGCCCAAAGACAUCAAGACGAAAGGCAGCGUUCUAGUCUUACGGCCUUGUGCCAGGAACAAAAAGCAGUUGUGGUACCAGACGGAUAAGAACGAGCUGGUUUUAGCUCAGCUUUUGUGCUUGCAGGCUUCCAAGCCCCAUCCAAUUCUCUACAAGUGCCAUGAAUUGGGCGCUGAUCAAGAGUGGAAGCACAAAGGAGGGAACAAUUCCCCGAUCUAUAACUUGGGGGCUGGAACGUGUCUUGGCGUGGACAAAGCUAAAGUCGACGCCACCGUGCAAAUGAAACUGUGCGUUGGUUUGGAGUUGAAUACUUGGGACUUGGUAUAUCGGUAGUUUUCUACGAUCUGAUUAACUAAUGUGAUAAGACUGCGGAUUUAGACAAAAGUAAGUUCAAAGUUGAAAAUACUCUAGCACUUUUUGCUACACGUUUUUUAUUUUACAUAUGAUUUUAUUUUGUUACAUUUACUCGGUUUUUGUUUAAAUAUCACGUCACACCAGCGAAGCUAUUGGCAGUUUUUCACCAGUUCUUCCAAUAAACUCUCAUACUCUU